Didymodactylos carnosus is the source of this 2870-nucleotide messenger RNA. NCBI's taxonomy places the organism in Eukaryota, Metazoa, Rotifera, Eurotatoria, Philodinida, Philodinidae. The record is from the annotation of a GenBank genome assembly.
UGAAUCAUUUAUGCUUAAAAAAUAAAGAUAAGUAAAUGAAGAAAAAAAUUAUCUUUAUUUUAUAAAAGUAAAUGAUUCCUUUAUAUUUAUUUAUUUAUUUUUAAAAAUAAAGGUACAAAUAAAUAAAUAAAUAUAAAGGAAUCAUUUACUUUUAUAAAAUAAAGAUAAAUUUUUUUUUCAUUUAUUUAUAUUUAUUUUUUAAGUAUAAACGAUUCAUUUACAUUUAUUUUCCAAAGUAACACUAAAUUAACACCCCUAGACCGGAUCGCUGGAAAACCACUUAGAAAACUUUUUAAAACUCGAAAAGCAUUUCAUUAGAUAAAAUAUAUAGGAUAAUCUAUAAAAAACGCGCUUUUAAGUUUAUCUCUAGCUUGCAGGCCAAAAGACCACGUGCAUAGCAAAAGUUGCCCACUGUGACAUGUUCAGUGCAAACCGAAAGUUUUUUCAAAAAAGAGGCACCAUCCUUAAAUGUAGUGUUAUUGCAUAUUAGUUUAAGAAUAUUCAUAAUCUCUGACUUCUGCGUCAUCUAUACAUUACGAUAGACUAGUAUCGAACUUAUUUUACUUUGCUGUUUGUUUAUUCACAUUCGUGCUACGCUGUUUCAUUCAUCUGAGCUAUUUUUUACUCAUUGUUUCAUAUGUAGGCAGUUCAUGAUGACUCAACGAAUCAUUAUUAGAUUUUCGUGCAAUUUUUCAGGUUUUGACGAAAGUUUUGGAUUUAAUUAGGGAUUGAAUUACUGAGAUAUUCACCAUUGUACGCUGUAGAGGGCAUUGUUUUUAUAAAUAUCUCAAUAGUUCUCAUAUAGCAUGAUAAAUGAAACUAAUAGUGUACAAUUCAUUUAGGUAUCUUUUCUCUGUUCAUUUGGACUUUUUUCAUCUAUCAUUCCUAUCUUUUGGACGACGCUGAAUUUACUUUUCGUAAUAGUCUGUGUUCGUUUGAGUUUCUUUUCUUGUUAAAUCAUUUCAUCUUUAAUUAAUUCGAGAUGAAUGUGUUAUGUGAGAAAAAAGAAACAGAUCUAAAUGUGUCUGCAACAUUAGAAGCAAAUAAUAUUGCAUUGGCAGUCGCAUCAUCUUCAAAUACUUCUGUGCUCUCAUCAACGUCGUCACUAUCUCUCACGAAACGAUCUGCGCCUGAAUACGGUAAUCUAGUGCAUCUUACAUGUGUUUACGUAAAAAUUAUCCUCACUCCGUUUAGAAACAACAGACGGUCUACACGCAUAUUCUUUUGGACUUGUUCUUCUUUUACUUAUAAAUAUUAUUAAUAUUAUUUUCGUUUGAACUGUAGAACCAACUGAUGCUGACGACGAUGUGGAUACAUUGAAACGGUCGAAACGAACACUUUCAUCGUCUUCAACACAUUCGACUCUUUCAAACCCUGAUGGUAAUCAAGUUGAGGAAAUAACUAAUGGUGAAGAUGAAAUGUUAGUUUACAACUCAAACAAAAUGACAUCGAAUAAUAAAAUGUAUAUUUUCAUUUGUUUAGAUCUAAAAAUGCUGGAAAGUGAUAAAUUAGAAAGUGUGACAUCUGAUCCUACAUCAAAAUACGAUCCAUCACCACUACCAUCGUCAUCACAGAUUGACGAUGAUGAAGAUAGUAGCGAAAUGCUUUAUCGAUUAGCAUCAAUGAAAUCAAUCAGCAGUAAUCAGAGAAUUAUAAUUAUUAAAUGUAUAGCUGUUAUUGUAUGUCUCAUUCUAGGCAUGGACAUCGAUGAUGAAACAUCACAAUCUGCUGAUGAUAAUAGUUUCAGAGGUGUUCCAAUUGAAAAUUUAACGAAUAUUUUACAAAAUGCACCAAGAUUAAGUAACAUGGAACACAUAAUGGAUACAAAUCAUACAUUUAUGAUGAAACCAUAUAAAUAUAAUGUAAAUAAUCCAACAGAGCCAAAGCCGAAUAAUGUACGCUAUAUUGACAAAUGGGAUUUUGAUCAUAUAAAAAUGCCUUGCUCAGAAACCAUUGAACAUUGUACGGGUCGUGAUUGGCAAAUUCUGUAUCUUGAGCAACUUUUAAAUGAGGUGUAUAAGAUUUAUUCAUCCGAAGAUCGUGCACAUUUCUUAUCCGAUGUUUUAUUAAAUAUAAUUACAUUGGCAUUAAAAGUUAAUGAAAUUUGUGGACAAAUUGAUUUUGCAAAUAAAUACAUUGGUGGUGAGGUGAUGAAUCAUGGAUGCGUUCAAGAAGAAAUACGUUUUGUUAUAUGUCCAGAAAUGUUACUUUCAUUAUUAUUAUGCGAAGUUAUGGAACCUCAAGAGUGUAUUUUUCUCACUGGUUAUUCAACAACAUAUAAAUGGCUUGGUAAUUAUGAUGAUCAAACUCCAAGAGAUGAAUGGGGACGUCGUUUAUGUCAUGUUGUAGCAAUAGAUGCUAUAUGUUUUAAUAAUCCUGCAAUGCAAUGGAAUGGUAAAUAUGUUCGUCGAGAAUUAUUAAAAGCCUAUUCAGCGUUUCGUGUACUUGCUGGUGAAAAAAAAUUACUUGAAGGAAAUGUAGUAGGUAUAGCUACUAGAAAUUGGGGUUGUGAUGCAUUUCGUGGCGAUAAACAACUAAAAACCAUAAUUCAAUUGAUGGCUGCAUCUGAAGCUGAACGUUCGCUAAUAUAUAUUACGUAUGAUGAUCGUGUUUUGGUUGAUACAUUUUCUAAAUUAUAUGAUUAUUUAAUUCAAAAAGAUGCAAGAGUGAAAGAUUUAUAUAAAUAUUUAGCAGAAUAUUCACAAAUUGAGACGAAUCUAAAUAUAUUUGAUUAUAUAAUGACAACACUAAUGGCAAUUGAAAAAUUAGUGACAACUAAUAAAAAUACUACCAAUAAUACAACAUCGGAUGAGACGAAUAUCGAAUCAUCGACAAUUACAACGAAACAAAAUGAUGAUAAAGAUUCGUAA